UUUUGUCGGUCGACGAUCGGCUUGUGGGUUUGCCUUCCUCUUGUGGUGGGAUGGCCAACUUUGGUGACCUCACAGGCAUUCAAGGUUCCGGUGCUGGAUGGGCUUCUUUUGCCAGAUUUCUUUUUGCACAUGAGGUCACGGUCGGGCAGACUGCACUCUGCAAACCUCGUCUGUUGAGGCAAUGCCGUGUCGAUCGGGAAUCAAUCCCUGUCCAACCACUCUGCCUGUGCCAGCCAAUCUUCGUAUUCUGCCGACCUGGAGGGUGUCCCGGCUCGUGAGAACGAGCUGAGAUCUGGAUCUGGCUUUCUUGGACCUUCUUCCCCGCGGGGUGCUCGUCAUUUAUCUCAACUUACUCCAAUCUUUUGAAAAGAAGGAUGGGGUGGGUGAGAACGGGAUUUGACAGUCGGUUUACAUGUCGGGAGACUGCAUCUACGGGAAACAUCCAGAUCCGGAGCAGAACAGAACACAGUUAUGUAAUGAUAAUAAAUGCCCGGUCAAUUGGUCAAGUGACGUUCCACAGCACGGCUGUUGGUAACCGGCUUCUUCGGUCCGUCUCGGAGUUCAAUCGAGAGGAGAAACUUGAAGGGCAGGAAAUGAGAGGGUGGCAGGAUGGGACGAGAGUUUCCAGAGGCAUGUAUACUCAAACUAGUCAUUAAACCCGACCCUUUGGCAGCAGGCGAGAACUUGCUCUCCGUCGGAAGAACAUCUGACGGAUGGAACAUGGAAGACUUCGGAAAGUGGGCAUUUUUAAGGGCGAGGACUGACUGGUCUUUUGUUCAUUUUCAUUUUCUUGGAGAAUCACAUUCUCGGCACUCGGAAAGUCGCUCCACAAUAUUCACGCUCCGGCCGCUCGGUCUGGCUGCGUCGCCUUCGCUUGUUCGCUAGUGUCGACUUCUCCAGCUCCAUCGCAUUCUCCGGACUCUGCGCUGCUGUCGGGCCUCUCCGCAAUUGCGGAUGGCACUGUGGAUAGGCCUUGACUCUUGUGCUCGAAAACUAGCGAUCCUGUCAACUGUUUCUUUUUCGCUUCUUUUAUGACCUGCGGCCCCCGUCUGCUCUUCCUCGUCUUCCUUUUUCCCUCUCUUUUGCCUCACGACCCCCUUUCGCGCCUCAUCUCCAGUUUUCCUCCAGUCGGUCCGGUGCCCCGACUCUGGGCCUCGACGCCUGACUCGCUUCCCCCACACUCCGCUCUUCGAGCAGCCAGAUCAGGUAUUUCACCCCAUUAGCGUUCCCAUUAUUAUUUAUUUUAUUAUUAUCAUUAUUAUCAUUAUUCUCGCUUUCAUUUCCUGUCGCUCCUUCUUGUAGUCCACUCCUCUCCCGCUCCUUCACUUACUUGCGCUCUCCCGCUCUCCCCGAGCUGUGUUGCUUCUUGUUUGUCUACCCCCUGUCCUCUGUCCCUUGCUCUGCCUGCGUGUCUGCCGGCCUUGUACACGGCACAGAAAAAAGGGCUAGCAGCGAAAAAGCAAAAAAAGUCCGCAACGGCCCCCAUGAUCUGCUGCGUUCGCUCCCCUGAUUGCCGUUGAUGUUGUACUGACGGUCAAGCGAACAGUCUGUGGCGAGACAUUCUUAAUCGUGCCAUCCUCCUCUCCUCUCCAUUCCCCUGCCACCAAGCUUGUCACUCUCGGAAUCCCGGGGAAUUUUACCGGAGAAAUACGGCGGAUACGAAAAGUACACUGGCUCAAGGAAGGAGAAGCUACGCCCACACGUGUUGCGAGUUGCGACCGCUGUCGUCGCCGCUGCAAUUUCCCGUCUCUUCAGCCGUCGAACCCUCUAUCCGUUCACAUCCCGUCUUCCGCUCUCCUUGCUCUUCCCUCGCGAAUUUCACAUCUUUCUCCCCUUGGGUGAGACGGGUCUCCCGUCUCCCGUGCUGAACGACCGUCGACACCAUGCGGUCCAGCAUCGCCUGCGCACGCUGCCGCCGAAGCAAGAUCAAAUGCGUCAAUGCCGGCAUCGAUACUACCUGCCGCGCGUGCGAAUCCACCGGUCGUGAUUGUGUUUACCCCACGCCCGCGAUCGGCGUUGGUGGCGCUGCCAAACGAGACAUUGCGGCCUUGGGCGAUGGGGAGGAUCGCAAUGGUGAUUGGGAUAGCCCAAAGAGACAGCGCUCCCGCAAGGCCGUUGGGCUUUCCUCCUCCGCGGGCAGGGAUGGAUCCAAGUCGUCCCUCGACGCGCUUGAUUCGUCCCUCCUCACCGUCAAGGUUUGGGAGGCGGUCUUUGACCUGUUCCAGUCUCACUUUGCGACCCUUCUCCCCUUUCUCCACCCGGCGUCUUUCAUGGGCCAGAUCAGGCAACUGGAAACCAAAGUCAACGUCAACUCCACCAUCAACCCCAACCCAAACCCCCAAGAACCCUCUCGCGAUCAGAUCCAGAAUCAAUCCCCCCCCAAAGCAGAACCCAACCCGCUCAUCCCGCUGGGAGUCCUUGCUCUCACGGCUCGUUUUCACCCCCAACUAGUCGCCUACCACUCUCCUUCGUCGCCCGGAAACCCGUCGAACCCCGUUCUUGCCUCGGAAUAUUAUGCGACUGCGCUGCGCAGCCGGCUGGCCGGCGUUGAUGGCGCCAGUCUUGCCGUGCAGGACCUGACACGCGUCCAGGCGCUGCUAAUGCUCGCUCUGCAUGAAUGGGGUAUGUGCCGCGGGAAAAGCGCAUGGCUAUAUGUCGGAAUGGCCAUCCGCCUAUCUCAGGCUAUGGGGCUUCCAUUCGAACUUGAGAACGACGUAAUCUCCCGCGAUGCACCACCACCUCGUUCACCAGCCCUAAAGCUUGAAGCAGACAUGUUUGGUAUCCGCCACCGUCCUACAGAGCAGAAAGAACAGACAUCAGAUGAUGAAAUUGCGCAAGAGACCAAGCGUCGUACAUUUUGGGCAUGUUUCAUCCUUGACCGCUGUCUGAGCAGCGGCAAAUAUCGCCCACGGAUGAUCAGAGUCAAGGAGCUCGGCAUUCAGCUCCCAAGUGAUAAUGCCUUUGCCUUUGGAGAGCGCGUACGAACGUCCCGCUUGAAUGAACCGGCUGCGAGGCGACCGCAAAGCUUCGGCUCGCAAGGCGUCCAGAUUCCCAGUAUCCGCCAGAGUAUCGGUGGGUUUGGAGACGAGAAACUGGUACAACACAACGGUUCCGAUGGUCGACCAUGGUCACCCGUCUCGAGGCGCAAGGACUCGGCCGAGGAGGAGAUCGAGCGGUGGGAAAUUGGCGCGGACGAGUCGGUCUUGAGCCGGGUCAUUCGCAUCACCCGCGUCUGGGGGAGUAUCGCCAAGUGGUCUUGUGCAGGAGGGCGGAGAAACGAGCAGCUACCCCCAUGGCAUUCCGACUCUCGUUUCUACAGACUGCGAUCAUUGCUUGGCGAAUUCCGUGAUGGGCUGUCUCGAAAUCUGCAGUAUUCUCCCCGCAACACAGAUACCCAUAUCAUGUACAAGAACACGCUUCCUCCUUAUACCGUCAUGCACGUGCUUUACUUUCUCUCGGUUAUUGUUCUCCACCGCUCUUAUGUGCCUUUUCUCCCUGUGCGCUGUUCAGAACCGAUGGGCCCGUUGGAUGAGCCGGUGGACAAGACUGGGAUGCCCGAAGGUUUCUGGCGCGAUAGUGCACGGGAGCUCUUCGCGGCUGCCCGUCACCUGAUGGACUUGGUGGUGACAUGCCAAGAACGUGGUGUACUCGUCGAGAACCCACUAGUGGGCUUUGCAAUCUACAAUGCUGCUUUCAUCGGCAUCUACGCUGCACAUUUUCCGCAGAUGGACCUCGACGGAGCCCUAUCGCCAGUGAGGGAUCACGCGCGCGGCCAAGUCCAGUCUCGCAGGGCACUGGAAAUCUUACGCGAGACGCGUCCUCGUCUUAAAAUGGCAGCGGGCUGGUUCCGUACUCUGAAUCGUUUGCAUAGCUAUUUUCAAAAAGUCAAACGUGACUUUCGGCGCAACUCCCGCAAGGACAUGCUGCCUCCGGAUGCACUCGAUUAUGGGAAUGGAAUCAUUCGCCCCGUUCGUGAAGGUGGCCCUGGUGCAGGAUUGGAAGAGUUCAAGUUGCUGGAGAAGCUGUUCCUCGAGUUUGGCACCUUUGAGGACCAACUACCAGAGGGAUCAGGCAACGAAGAAGACGGUGAUCGGAUGACAAAUGUUAGCGACGCCGGAAGCAACCACGUUCGGAGUGAUCCUGGAGACAUGGGUGAGGGCGGUCCGCUGGAUGGCGCGGGCGGCCGGCGUGAGUCCUGGGUACCCGUCAACAGCCCGGGCUUGCCGCUCCCUGGCCCAGAUGGCGAACGACGGCCCAGCCUACCACUGCCGCCUACUAUGGCUCUGCAAUCCCAGUCGCCUUACUCCCUCCCGGCGAUGCAGCACCACCCUGAUUCCCACUACCCAAACGUCUCUCCUCCCAGUCUGCCUUCCAUCCCACAUACAAGUCCCUAUGGGAUUCCCGCGACGUCAGCUACUGCCCCAGGAACACGCCUCCAGCCUAUCGGCUCGUGGGCACCAUCACGGUCACCAGUGCCGCCGCCCCCAUACACCCAGUCCCUCCCGCCUAUCAGUACCGCCGCUCCCACCCACCAUCUCCCGAUGCUGCCGCCCCCAGGAUCUGUCGGCCACCCCGGCGCGUCACCACCAGUCACGGUAGACAGCAUGGACACGUUCAACAGCCUAUGGGCCACAAGCCUUGGCGGUGACGAUGUCCUCGCCUUCCUUGAUGGCAGCGAAUACACGCAGUUACCAGGGACUAUGCCGUCCGAGGUUGGUGUCCCAGCCGGCUGGCUGAACACCGUCUGGACGGAGUUCGCCCGAUGAUGAUGAAAACAUUCACACACGCAAAAGCAGCAAAAAGCCAUCCCUUUUUUUCCCCUCUCUUCUCUUUGUUCUUGUCUGUGUACUACUAUGACACUUCCGUGACGUUUCUGUAUGAAUACGGCCACCACACAAGGCGGGCUGGAGUCGUCUUCCCGGAUCUCCGAUUGGACUGCUACUGAUUUGGAAGGAAGGAAAGGAGGAAACUGGAAUGGAUCGGAACGAAUGAAAACGGAAACGGUACGGUUUGGGUCUUUAUGGACUUGAUUUGAGCGCGGCGUUCUGGUGCUUGCCGGUCAGCCUGACUGGUUUUGAUUCGAUACUCCUGAUGUUGAUCAUAUUUUAUCUGUACUCUUCUUUACUUGACCGAGAGUCGUCUUUGCGUUCAUUCAUAAAGUACUAUUUUUUCUAGUACCAUAGUAGUGGUCUGGGUUCUUCUGAGAGGCUCUAUGUACUACUACAUUCAGUCCUCUUACUACGGAUGAAUGCUCUUAGACUGAGCUGAAAACCACCCGACCCAACUCAGCAAAACUGUUAUUACUCACCUAGCUCGUUCCGGACAUGGUCUGUCUACCAUUAUCUUAGUUACUGUUGGGUACUUCUCUGUCCUGAUGGUUUACUUCCUGACGCUGGUAGGUAGGUGGGCGGGUUCUUUGGCUUAUUCUAGACACUGGAGCCCUAAUCUCCUACUAGUAUGUAUCCCCUAGCCUCUAGGUAGCUUAGAACAAGUCGAUGCUACAAACC
This is a messenger RNA of Aspergillus calidoustus, 5507 nucleotides long. The record is from the annotation of a GenBank genome assembly. Lineage: Eukaryota; Fungi; Ascomycota; Eurotiomycetes; Eurotiales; Aspergillaceae.